This is a messenger RNA of Cuscuta campestris, 1144 nucleotides long. Lineage: Eukaryota; Viridiplantae; Streptophyta; Magnoliopsida; Solanales; Convolvulaceae. The record is from the annotation of a GenBank genome assembly.
CGCAACGAAAAGUUUAUUUGUGGAGGGAGGAAGUAUGUGAAUAGUGAAAGCCAAAUAGCACCACUACCCCGUGCAUGGUUUAGAUUUUGGAAAACAGGCACCAAACCGGAGUAAUAGCUAUAAUCACGUUCCCUUAAUUAAUUACCACUCUGCUCAUUUUGAUUGAAAUCCUUUAUUGUUUGCACUUCUAAAUAAUGUACUCCGUAGUACUACAAUUUGGAAACUAAGGUUCCUAAAGAAAAGGAAAAAGUUCAAAGUCGUGAUCGAUGAGAUUUGCAAAAGGCCACCUUAUUGCGUUUGCUCCCAUUUCAUGUUCCGACGGCCGCCUGCCGGCCCACCACCGCGACGGCGGCGAUCUGAAACGCAACCACACCGCCCGUUACUACGUGCACAGGGUGAAAGAGAGCUUAACCACGAGGGUCUCCAAACUAAUCUGUACUGUUGUCUUGGGCCUUCUCGCCUGUCUGGGCCUCAUUUUCUUCAUUCUGUGGCUAAACCUCCGCCCGCACCGGCCCAGAAUAUUCACGGAAUACUUCUCCGUACCCGGUCUGGCCCAAGAGAACGGCUUCGAGGGCGCCCACGUCAUCUUCAACGUCACGGUGAGGAACUCGAACCAGGGGAUCGAGUUUAACUACGAUGCGAUGCGGCUCACGGUGGUCUACCAGGACCAGAGCAUCGGUGGGGCCUCUUUCCUGGCCCCGUUCUCUCAGCCGCCGAAGAACACCACCGUGUUCGCCGGAGAACUGAGCGGCGCGACGCUGACGGUGACGAACCAACGGUGGCAGCAGUUCCAGGCCGACCGGUCCAGGGGGAUGGUGCUUUUUCAGGUGCAGUUGACGUCGGUGAUUCAACUCAGGGUGUCCACGUGGUGGCACAGCCGCCGCCACCGGGUGCAUGCGAUCUGCCCGGUCGGAGUUGGGAGGAACGGCGUUAUCACGGCGGCUUAUCAAGGGAGGAGAUGCCCCGUCUAUUUUAGCUGAUCAUUAACACUCGGAUGGUGGAGCUACAUAAAUCAAAACAAAAACAUUCAUGUUUCAAAUUUUCGUUUUCUAUUUUAUUCUUGCGAGAUUAUAUUCCCAUUUUCCCAUUUUGAAAAUUAUAAUUAUUCGAGAAAAGUUACUCCUAAUAAGGUUUAUGAUGUACU